AUGCUCGUUCUAUUGGGUUUAUUAUGUCUCUUUUCGGUCGCGCUCAGCGUCAACCUCAAUCACAAUCUCGAGGCUCGUCUGGAGCAAGAGGCCGCCGCCGGUCAUUUCCCUCCUCCGCGUCAAACCAACCAGCAUACCCAUGAUCCAACUAUCAUGCACGUCCACGGCACUUUCUACCUGUACAAUGUCGGCGAACACAUCUUCAUCCAUACCGCUCCUACCAUGGCUGGGCCAUGGAAGCACAUCGGCUCCGUGCUCGAUGCAAACUCCGUCAUUCCCAAGGGCGACCGUGCCGUGCCCUGGGCUCCCGAUGUCGUCUAUGUGGAUGGUACCUUCUACUGCUUCUACAGUGUAAGCAAGGCGGGUUGCCGAGACAGUGCCAUCGGUGUGGCGACUUCCGAUCACCCUGGACCGGGUGGUUGGUAUGACCAUGGCGCAGUCAUCCAGACAGGAACAGGCAAUGGCUCUGGCGUCUAUCCCUACACCGUGUCCAACGCCAUCGACCCCAGUGUGAUAGUCACUCCAGACGGAAAGCCGUAUCUCACCUUCGGCAGCUACUGGACCGGCAUCUAUCAGAUCCCACUCGACCAGACUCUCCUUUCUCCGAUGAGCACAUCCGACCCCGAUGCCAAACGCUUGGCCUGGGAACCCAAUGCUCUCGCCACCCCGGCCCGAUACACAACCUCGCUCUGCGGUGACCCCACCGGACCGCAUGCCAUCGAGGGCGCCUUUAUCUCGUACAACGAUGGAUUCUACUACUUGUGGUACAGCCACGGAUACUGCUGCAACUUGGACAAGGACCACCUCCCGCCCGCGGGCAACGAAUACAGCAUUCGCGUCGGACGGUCCCAGAACCCUCGCGGUCCCUUCUUCGACAAGUUAGGCAAGGACCUGACGGACGGCGGUGGCGAGAUUGUCUACGGCUCCAGCGGCGACACCUAUGCCCCCGGCGGGCAGGGCGUGAUCCGAAUCGGCGACGCCGACGUCCUCUACUACCACUAUCAAAACAAGACUGUCGGACUUGCAUUCUCGGAUGCGUUUCUAGGAUUCAAUCCAUUGAAAUACGUCAACGGGUGGCCCAUUGCGCUGGCCUAA
Molecule: messenger RNA, 1095 nt
Organism: Penicillium cinerascens
Lineage: Eukaryota; Fungi; Ascomycota; Eurotiomycetes; Eurotiales; Aspergillaceae
Product: putative endo-arabinanase
Exons: 4
Coding region: 1-1095 (364 amino acids)
Biological process (GO): carbohydrate metabolic process
Molecular function (GO): arabinan endo-1,5-alpha-L-arabinosidase activity
Source: RefSeq, a predicted model, not a curated record